CCGCUCUACUACCUGUUCUGCUUCGGCACGGAGCUGGGCAACGAGCUCUUCUACAUCCUGUUCUUCCCCUUCUGGAUCUGGAACCUGGACGCCCUGGUGGGCCGGAGGCUGGUGAUCAUCUGGGUGCUGGUCAUGUACCUGGGCCAGUGCACCAAGGACAUCGUCCGCUGGCCGCGGCCCGCCUCGCCGCCCGUGGUCAAGCUGGAGGUCUUCUACAACUCCGAGUACAGCAUGCCCUCCACCCACGCCAUGUCCGGCACCGCCAUCCCCAUCGUCUUGGUCCUCCUCACCUAUGGCCGCUGGCAGUAUCCUCUUAUCUAUGGACUGAUCCUUAUUCCCUGCUGGUGUUCCCUAGUUUGCCUAAGUAGAAUUUACAUGGGAAUGCACUCCAUUCUGGAUAUUAUUGCUGGAUUCCUAUAUACCAUUUUAAUCUUAGCUAUCUUCUAUCCAUUUGUGGACCUGAUCGACAACUUCAACCAAACUCACAAAUAUGCUCCAUUAAUCAUCAUUGGGCUUCACUUAGCCUUGGGGAUCUUUUCCUUCACUCUUGACACCUGGAGUACAUCCCGAGGAGACACAGCUGAGAUUCUAGGAAGUGGUGCUGGAAUUGCAUGUGGCUCUCAUGUUACCUAUAACAUGGGUCUAAUGUUAGAUCCUCCUCUGGAUACGUUACCUUUAGUUAGGCCCCCCAUUACUGUGACUCUCCUUGGAAAAGCCAUGUUGCGUAUCCUUGUAGGGAUGGUAUUUGUACUACUAGUCAGAAUAAUAAUGAAAAAGCUCACCAUUCCUUUAGCCUGUAAAAUCUUCAAUAUACCAUGUGAUGAUGUUCGAAAAGCAAGACAGCACAUGGAAGUUGAACUCCCUUAUCGGUACAUUACCUAUGGAAUGGUUGGUUUCUCUAUUGCAUUUUUGGCUCCUUACAUAUUUUCCUUUAUUGGUAUCUCUUGAUGGAGAAACAUUGUUUACGAUAAGAAAGAAGGGUGUCAGUUACUGAUCUCUAAAAAUAUAUUCUAGUUAAAAGCCAAAUCAGAGUUAGGCUUUUGCAGGAAUUUAACUUAAAUAAUUAAGUAAAUUCAUGAGUUCGUGCAUUUUACCAUUGCACAUCCAGAUAUUGUUUAGGUGAGCUGAGCUAUUUCAACACUGAAAAUAUGAUUAGUAUUCAUGUAGACUGUUCAUGUAAUAUUUGGAGAGUUUUGUGCUGUUAUGGAUUCAAGAUAUAAUAUAUAUUAAGGUACAUAAUAUACAAUUAUGUAUCUAAUAUAUGUUAUAUAUAAAAUAAUACAGCUACAUUUUUAAACUGGGGGGGAUGUAUUAUAAAGUCAAUAAUAAAUAUGCAAACAGUUGUGCCUGUGUAUUUGGACUUAAUACAGGCAUGUUCUUAUUACAGAUAUAUUUAAUGUUUACUUACUAUGGGAGCCAUUUCCUAAUUAAUGCAUAAUUACUAGACCAGAAUUCAUAUGCUACCACAUAUUAAUUUAUGCCUCAUUUUACACUGCCAUCAUGUUACCCAUGAUGUUAAAUAUGGGAGGCAUUUUAUUGGACCAAAUUUUCAGAAAAAUUAGUUUUUGGAUUCCUUUUCCCCCCAGUUCUGUACUGUCUUGAAUGUACUUUAUUUGCAAUUGUUCUGAACAUCAGUUUAAUAAUUCAGGUACUGAAUUUUAUUGCUUGCUAAUUGUGCCUUUCUGUUUGCCGUAUAAGAAAUGCCAUGUAUACUGUGAUAUAAAAAUAAGAUGCUAACUUAAUCUUAACUUACAUGUAAUCGGGCAAAUAUUUUUAAAAUAUGUUAAGCUAACAGGGCUAGAAGUAAAACACCCUCAAUUCUUUAGCCUUUGUUUAGAAAGAAAUGUGGAAUGGGCUAAACCUUCUCACUAAUUUAUUGGGAAACUAAAUGGACAAAUAUUUCCAUUUUUGUAAGUAUUUUUCUGUGCACUGUAAGUUAUAGGAAUAAGAUAUAUUUUUUGUACAUUGUCUUGAUUGUUUAUACUACAGGUAGAUGUUUCCAGUUAAUGGAAAAGUAAUUGAAAUUUAUAGAUGGGACAAUGCACAAGCUUCAGAUAUAAACAAACCAUUUUUCUAAAUUAUUUGGAAAGGAUUGGGUGUAGCGGUUACCUUUUAAUACUGACUUAUUAGUUACUUAAGGUAAAUUAUAAAAUCAAAAAGUAUCAGUAUUUAGAUCCUAUUUUUUUUUCAAAUUUUCAGAGGAAAAUUUGAUAUAGUAUUAAACUAUUCUUUAUUCUGUCUGUGCCUUUAUAUUUUUGAAGUGUAAUUAUAAUUAGGUUAACAUUACGUUUAUUUGUAGUAAGUUUUUCAUAAAGAAGAGAGUUAACUUUCCAUAAAUGAGCAUCAGGUAUGGAAUUACUUUAGUGCAAUAUCUGAUUAUCCAGAAGUAUCCUUUAAGAUGUUUCUAUUUUGGGCAGUAUAACUAUUAAAGCUCAUAUUUUUAUAAUUCUGAUCGAGAAUUUAGAGACAUGGUAAUUUUUACCAAUACUGAAUGUGAUCAUUUUAAAUAAAGCAACCAAAUUUGGGACCUUUAUCUAUUAAUAGGCAACCAAUGCACUUGGGAACAUAUUGGUAUGUUGGAAAACAUUUAAAGAACUUUUCUUUCAAAAUGUGUUUAAUGAAUCAAAUUUUAGGGACUAUUUCCUAUAAUUUGGGUCCAUGCUAUCUUAUUAAUUUUUAUAUCUA
This is a messenger RNA of Myotis davidii, 2685 nucleotides long. It is a transcript of the gene SGPP1, whose product is annotated as sphingosine-1-phosphate phosphatase 1. Lineage: Eukaryota; Metazoa; Chordata; Mammalia; Chiroptera; Vespertilionidae. Gene Ontology annotation, cellular component: endoplasmic reticulum membrane. The annotation marks the transcript as partial. Gene Ontology annotation, molecular function: sphingosine-1-phosphate phosphatase activity. The transcript is spliced from 3 exons. Gene Ontology annotation, biological process: sphingosine metabolic process; phospholipid dephosphorylation. The record is from RefSeq and is a predicted model, not a curated record.